CGCGCUCUCAUCCUGCCUCGGCGGAAGGGGACAGACGCUCACACAAAUCUUUGCCUGCGAAGGUAACGCGUUUUGUCGUUCUUGCCUCUCGGCCCUCACCAGCUGCAAUCUUCGAUGAUUUUCCGGAUUAGAACGGCUUUGGCUGGAGUGCCACGUCCUGGCUGUUGGCUGUCUGGCUUGUCAUAAGACUAGCUGUGGUUCCCUUGCCUCUUCGCUCUGGCUCGUGCAAACCUGACCUCACUCUCUGAUCUCCUCUUCCCACUUCUUGGAGCGUUGAGUCACGAUCGUCUCUCCUCUCACGGAAAUAUUGGCGUUGCGCUGGGGAGCUUUGUUGUCCUCAUUCUUUCCUUGUCCCCGACCCGGUCUGUGUUGUCAUAAACACGCCUGCAGCCGACCUCGCUCUCUUUCCAACCCUCAUUGCUCCUCAGGUGAUCGUACGAGUCGAGCAGCUCAGCAGCCCCCAGCUUCGAAUCCGCCGACUUCGUGAACCGUGUUUGCCUUCUCAAAACAAGCUCCUAGACUAGAUUUUGCUCGGCUUGCAUGAGCAGGUAAACACGCGGAGUAUUCGCUGAAGACCUCUCGUCAACAUGUCCGCCAAAAGUGUCAAAGGCGAAGGCGGCAAGAAACCGGCCAGCGCCGCCACAAAUCUCAUCGCCGGUGGUGGUGCGGGCAUGAUGGAAGCCCUGGUGUGUCACCCGCUCGACACGAUAAAAGUGCGAAUGCAAUUGUCCAGAAGAGGGAGAACCCCGGGGACAAAGAAACGAGGCUUCGUGAUGACCGGAAGGGACAUUGUCAAGAGGGAAACGGUCUUUGGUCUAUAUAAGGGUUUAGGCGCCGUUCUCACUGGCAUUGUCCCCAAGAUGGCCAUUCGAUUCACCUCGUACGAGUGGUACAAGCAGCUACUGGCCGAUCCAGACGGGAAAGUGAGUUCGCGGGCGACGUUCCUAGCUGGAUUGGCCGCCGGUGUCACCGAAGCAGUCGCGGUGGUGACUCCAAUGGAGGUCGUCAAGAUCCGAAUGCAGGCCCAAUACCACAGUCUCUCCGAUCCGCUCGAUGUCCCCAAAUACCGAAGUGCGCCCCACGCCCUCAUGACCGUCAUUCGCGAAGAAGGCAUCGGUGCCAUCUACCGCGGCGUUUCCCUCACUGCUCUGCGACAGGGCACGAACCAGGCAGUCAACUUCACCGUAUACACUGAACUGAAAGAGAUGUUGCAACGGUGGCAGCCAGAAUACAACAACAAGAACCUACCAGGUUAUCAGACCACUGUCAUUGGGCUGAUAUCGGGCGCCAUGGGUCCAUUCUCCAAUGCCCCGAUCGACACGAUCAAGACGCGAUUGCAGAAGACUCCGGCGGAGCCCGGUCAGACUGCCCUCUCGAGGAUCAUGAAGAUAUCCAGCGACAUGUUCAAGCAGGAGGGACCGAAGGCGUUCUACAAGGGUAUCACGCCCAGAGUGAUGCGUGUGGCUCCGGGACAAGCAGUCACAUUCACCGUCUAUGAAUAUUUGAAGGGGGCUCUAGAACGGAGUAACCUCUUGUUUGUGGGAGGGCAAUACGAGGAGUGAUCGAGGGGAUACAGCCGAGGGCUUGAGAGGGUCCGAGAUGUCCAAAUGCCAUGUUUUGCGAUGUGUUGCAUCUUCCUGGAGCGAGGGCAGAGGAAAAAGCACGGCGGUGAAUCAUUUUGACUGGCGCCCACAGGGACCAUUUUCCGUGUACAUAGUCGACAUGCGAGUGUUUCAAUCUAUUGUUCGAAAGGAGAGUCAUUGGCUCGUUCUCUGCAGCACCUCUCGCCCUUUCAGUGUAUCUCGUCAUCGAACCCCAGCGGAGGGAGCGGAGGGAGCGGUCCAGCAUCCCCAUGACGGC
Molecule: messenger RNA, 1860 nt
Organism: Cladophialophora immunda
Lineage: Eukaryota; Fungi; Ascomycota; Eurotiomycetes; Chaetothyriales; Herpotrichiellaceae
Exons: 2
Coding region: 588-1562 (324 amino acids)
Biological process (GO): fumarate transport; succinate transport; transmembrane transport
Source: RefSeq, a predicted model, not a curated record